AUGAUUCGGACUACACUUUUCAAGAGCGUGGCUCAAAGACUCUCGUACAGCAAGCCCACGUUGAGAAGGAACUUUGGUUCUACCUUGAGGGGCCAUUCACACUGGUCGUACAAAUUGGCACUUGGCGCAAGUGUUGGAGGGAUAUUGGCUAUUUCCUAUGGAGUAUCCAAGGGACCAGCUAUUGCAGCAGACAACAAGAUCGGUGGCAGUUUUGAUGCAAACACUACAGUACAAGUAGAGAGUGGAAUUGAUCCAUACUACCUUGACAUUGGAGGACCCUCAGAUUCCAAAUAUGGCCAUCAACUUCAGAAUGACUACAGAAUGAUUGGGUCAGGUUUCAGAAGUGUGACGUUCUUGGGGUUCAAAGUGUAUGCGAUUGGACUCUACAUUGCUAAGGAUGAUGUGCAGAAGGCCCGUCGAAUCUUACAAGGAAUCGCAAAUGUUGAUGAAGAAUUGAAGGAUGAAACAAAAUCAAUUGAUGUGGUAAAUAAACUUAUCGAUGCUCAUAUUCGGUUCCUAGUAAGAAUCACUCCUGUUCGGAACACCGACUUUGGACACAUGAAAGAUGGCUUAACCAAGUCAAUCUUGAACCAUCCCUUAGCAAAGGAAUACAGAGACAGUGUUGGUAGUGGGUUGGAAGAAUUGAAGCAAGCAAUGACUACACACAGAGGUACAUUCCCCAAGAAUAAUGCAUUGAUUUUAACCUUUAAUGAUGCUGAUGGUGGUGGUAUGACUUUAUACUACGACAACACCAAAAAUAAGCAAGUGUCACUGAUGGGAGAGAUUGAAAACCCAUUGAUCUCCCAAAUCUUACUUUUGCUGUAUUUGACAGGACAAAAGCCUUUGAGUCCAACUUUAAGAAGUAGUGGGAUUGAAGGGUUGAUUUCCAUUGCUAAUUGA
This is a messenger RNA of Lizanozyma spartinae, 900 nucleotides long. RefSeq lists its product as uncharacterized. The transcript has a single exon. The coding region runs from base 1 to 900 and encodes 299 amino acids. Gene Ontology annotation, molecular function: intramolecular lyase activity. The record is from RefSeq and is a predicted model, not a curated record. Lineage: Eukaryota; Fungi; Ascomycota; Pichiomycetes; Serinales; Debaryomycetaceae.